Messenger RNA from Ctenocephalides felis (cat flea), 1197 nucleotides. Its product is annotated as reticulocalbin-2. Gene Ontology annotation, cellular component: endoplasmic reticulum. The coding region runs from base 162 to 1148 and encodes 328 amino acids. Gene Ontology annotation, molecular function: calcium ion binding. The record is from RefSeq and is a predicted model, not a curated record. Lineage: Eukaryota; Metazoa; Arthropoda; Insecta; Siphonaptera; Pulicidae. The transcript has 7 exons.
GCUUAAAGCCGAUGCACCAGUGAGCUUUAAGUUAAUUCAUUGAACAAAUAUUAGACCUCAAAGAAUUGUUAUUUAUAAGUGUUAUAUAUCUUCUAUUUUAAAUGUUUCUAUUUUUGUUAAUAUUUUAGUUAUUUACAAGAGACAACAAAGAGUACAGCAAAAUGAUAUAUUUCAAUAUAUGUUUUUUAAUUAUAACCAACAUUUGUGUCCUGGUUAUUUCGGGACCAGCAUCUACAGGCUCCCACAGCCAUUCAAUAAAUAAAGAAAGAGUUAGUGAUGGUGCUUAUAUUCCUAGAGAUGCACAUCAUAUAGAAAAUGGUGAACAUCAUACAGAAUUUGAUCAUGAAGCUAUAUUAGGGAGUACUAAAGAAGCUGAGGAAUUUGACCACCUUAGUCCAGAAGAAUCUAAAAAACGAUUAGCUAUAUUGCUUAAGAAAAUGGAUUUAAAUGGCGAUUCACAUAUACAAAGACAUGAACUGAAAGCUUGGAUUCUGCGGUCAUUCAAGAAUCUCUCAGAAGAAGAAGCAGCUGAUCGUUUUGAAGAUUCAGAUUUAAAUGGCGAUAAUAUAGUCACCUGGGCAGAAUAUGUUAGUGACACAUAUAACAUGGGUGAUGAAGAAUAUUUAUCAAAAGAUUCAGUAAUGGAAGAACAUAAGCUAAUGGCUGAUGAUAAAGUGAUGUUUGACGCCGCUGAUGCAAAUAAGGAUGGAAAGCUUGAUCCAAAUGAAUUCAUAGUUUUCAACAAUCCUGAAGAGCAUCCACAAAUGUUGCCCAUUAUUUUGCAGCAAACGCUAAACGAAAAGGAUACAAAUAAAGAUAAUGUGAUAGAUUUUCAAGAAUUCAUUGGAGAUAAAGCUAUUCACCAUGAUAAAGAAUGGCUUAUAGUGGAAAAAGAGAAAUUUGACAAAGAAUAUGAUAAGAAUGGUGAUGGAGUAUUAUCAGGAAAUGAAGUAUUAUCAUGGGUUGUUCCAAGCAAUGAUGAAAUUGCCUUAGAAGAAGUGGACCAUUUAUUUGCUAGUACAGAUGAUGACCAUGACGAUGUAUUAUCUUUUGAAGAAAUUUUAAUACACUAUGAACAUUUUGUUGGAAGCGAAGCUACAGAUUUUGGUGAACAUUUACACAAUGUUCAUAUGUCUGAUGAAUUAUAAUUUAAAAAGAUAGAUAAAUUUUGCUUUUAUAAUAAUCCUAGCUCUUUUU